AAAUAGAGUGCUAAGAGGUCAUUGACUUCCCUAUUGUGGUCCUAUAAUUCUUGUUUUCUGUUUUGGGUUUUGAAUGUAUGCAUAAAAAUCAAUAUUAAGCGCAAGUCGCAACGCAACUAUUCCUCUUUAGUGAGUGAUAUUAAGUAGAAUCAAGAUGGGUCACAAGAUCAAUGAACUUAGACAAAAUAGUUUAUAUGAUCGGAUUAAUAAAUUACUAGUUUCCAGCGACUGGAGCGAUUGUAGUUUUUCAGUGUGCGGACAAAAGAUUAAAGCUCAUAAAUUGAUACUGGGUGUCAGCAGCCCUGUCUUCGAAGCAAUGUUCUAUGGGCCACUAUGUACAAAUGAUGAUAUUUUAAUAACAGACAUAGAACCAACUAUAUUCCAGCUGUUACUUAAUUAUGUUUACACUGAUAAAUUGGACAUAAAUUCUAUUGAAGAAGCUUACAAUAUGAUGUAUGCUUCAAGGAAAUAUAUGCUAGAGAAUUUAACUGAAGUCUGCACUGCGUAUAUUCAAUCUAACAUGGACAUUGAUAAUGUUAUAACUGUAUUAAACUAUCCUGAUUAUAUACAAGAUAAUCAAUUGGUCUCAUCUGCAUUAAAAGUUUUUUGUCAACAUGCUGAUUAUCUACUCAAAGAAAACAAAAGAAAUAUUACACUUACUUGCAUGAAAAAAAUUCUUAAUUGUAAUGAAAUGAAUAUCUCUGAAAAAAAUCUAAUCAAAGAAGUUUUUGAAUGGACCACACACUAUUGUGACCAAAAUAGUAUCAAAAGUGAUUUCCAGAAUAGGAGAGAUGUGUUGAUCAAAUGUGGCUUGUUAAAAAAACUACGCUUGUUCACUUUGUCCGUGGCAGAUAUUGAAGAAAUUAAAACUUGUCAACACAAUCUGCUAAUGAAUGAUGAGGUUGAGGAUUUAAAACAAGUGGUUAAAAGUUCUGGAAAUGUUACCAAUAGAGUAAUUAGUACCUUUGACACAAAGAUAAUGCCACGCCAUGCAUUGAAACUGCAUUGGUAUCUCUGUCAUCGUGCGCCAAUUAGAUCUGAGUCACCCAUAGUCAUAGAUCCAGUCUACAAUUCCAUUGUGCAUACCAGAGUGAAGGCUAACAAAUCAACAUUCAUCAACUCAUUAAAUGUGCAGUCAAGAAUGGCACCAGUCUUUAAUGCUUGCAACACUAAUUCUUACUUUGAACAAUUUACUAUUUCAGUUACAUGUGAAUCCAGUAAGAAAAUAAUUACUACUUUCAAUUUUAAAAAUGACAUAGCUUAUGAUUCCAAUAUUGAUGUUAAUUUUUCGAAACCGUUGCUAUUUAGAAAGAAUUUAUGGUAUGAUAUAAGCAUCGCAUGGCCUCAGUUAAAUAAUAGCUGUUAUUGUUUAUAUGCUGUGGAAAGCAGAGAUAGCUAUUAUACUAAUGGUAAAAUUCAAUUUGAAUUCGAAGACUUGACAAAAAAUGGUGGCAGCUUUCUAAGAGCAUUAAAAUAUUGCAUGUAAAAUUUUAACUUGUCUAUUGAAAUCUCAUCUAUUGUAAGAAAGAAUGUGGGUCAACUUUUUUUUGUUCAAGCCAAUUCCCAAGUUAUUGGUCAAACCCAGCCUCAAAUGCCCUUAUGUUACAUGAAUUCAUCAAAACCUGGUUUAGUGCGAGUCGGACUUGCACACAAAGGGUUCUGUACCAUCCUUUAAGGCAUAACACUAGGUAUGUACCUACUCUCUAAUUUUUUCAAUUUGCAUGGUGGACAUUUUAAAAUUGUUUAUUGUUAUACUGGCAAUAGAAAUACAUUGAAAAUCUCAACCCUGUACCUAUUACGGUUCAUGAGAUACAGCCUUACAGUCCACUGAUAGACAUACAGACGGAAGGAUAAUGACAAUGUAAUAGGGUCCUAUUGGCACCCUUUGGAUACGGAACCCUAAAAAGUGAGUGAUAAAUAAUGCUUGCUGAUUAAUUGGAACAAGUGCAAGGUUUUGGAAAAAAAAUCAUUUAACCCCUAAAGAUCCCAACGCACUUGAGCUGCCCUGCGCGAUACACACCAGUUUUUAAGCGCUCUGUUGUCUGGCAGUCAAAGUUUUUUUGUGACCUUAUUUUGAACUAUUCGAUGGCAGGACAAAAAAAGUUGAUUGAUUCUUUUAAUGUAUUUCAAUAACUUUCCUUUCCAUGGUUAGAAAUAAGUUAAUUGGUAUGGUUAAAUAAAUAAUUAGGUUAAUAUUGGAACACCUUCUGUCUUGUAAUUUAUUAAUACUUUAAACUCAUAAGAGUGAAAUGCAUUUACUUACUUACUAAAAUACUUCCCACAUGUGCAAUGUAUUAAAAAAGUGUUAUUUAUUUUAAAAAAAUAGGCUAUAAAAGUGUUACUUAACUAAUAAUCUCUUACUUGUGAAUCUAGUAUUUCAGUAUUCUUGUUUACUUAUUUAAUAAAAUUUCUUUUUAAUUUUAGGUAU
Molecule: messenger RNA, 2428 nt
Organism: Maniola jurtina (meadow brown)
Lineage: Eukaryota; Metazoa; Arthropoda; Insecta; Lepidoptera; Nymphalidae
Product: kelch-like protein 28
Exons: 3
Coding region: 155-1486 (443 amino acids)
Biological process (GO): neurogenesis
Cellular component (GO): cytosol; P-body
Molecular function (GO): protein binding
Source: RefSeq, a predicted model, not a curated record